CAAAGGGACAUAAUCGUUCGCGGGAAUGGCUAGGGUCAAAGGUUAAAUAAUAUUGCCGAGACCGAGGAACGAAAAUGGCCGGCGACCAGAAGCAGUUUGAAACCCUGCUUGAGGCUUUAAUGAGCCCAGAAAAUGAUAAAAGAACAGAGACCGAGGAAGUGUAUGACAAGAUUGAUAUUUCACAGAAAGUUACAUAUCUAGUUACUGCUUUAAGAAGUGCUGACAAUGCCAUAGAGGUUCGUACAUUGGCUGCAGUUUUGUUGCGGCGAUUAUUUACCAAUGACUUCAAUGAGUGGUGGCCAAAGAUUUCGCCUGAGCUCCAGGCAGGGGUCAAGAUGGAACUCAUGAAAGGAAUACAAGAAGAGUUAACUCCCCCUGUCAAAAGGAAAGUCUGUGAUGCAACAGCUGAAUUAGCAAGAAACUUGAUUGAUGAAAGUAAUAAUCAAACAUGGUCCGAUUUCCUAAAGUUUAUGUUUGAAUGUGCAAGUGCUGAGGAUGUUAGUUUGAAGGAAAGUGCUUUACAUAUAUUCAGUGUUGUCCCAGGAAUCUUUGGUGAUGAGCAAAGUCAGUAUUUAGAUGUAAUUAAACAGAUGUUAGCUCAGAGCAUGGCUGUACCAGACGCCCCUACUGUAUGGUUCGAGGCUGUCAAAGCUUUAACGGCUUUCCUCACUACUAACGAGGGUGAAGCCUCCAUUGUUCACCACUUUCGUGAUUUACUUCCCGGAGUUAUACAGGCGGUUUCAGAAAGUGUAACACAACAAGAUGAUGAUUCUGUACUGAAGUGUUUGAUUGAACUUGCUGAAAAUGUGCCAAAAUUCCUCCGACCACAAGUAGAGAAUGUUCUUACGUUUGAAAUGAAGGUUUUGUCGGACACAAACUUACCCGAUACUUGGAGACAGUUGGGCCUUGAGGGAAUAGUAACACUGGCAGAGUCAGCCCCAGGAAUGGUCAGAAAAUGUUCAAAGCUUAUUCCUAUGUUAGUUCCACAAGUGUUGGCGAUGAUGGUAGAUCUAGAGGAGGAAGAAGAUUGGGCAGUUCAGGACAAUUUAGAUGAAGAAGAUGGAGAUUGUAACUCUGUGGCUGGAGAAAGUGCCCUAGACAGGCUGUGCUGCGCACUAACAGGCAAAACUAUGUUACCACAUGUCCUAGCUAAUGUACCCCAGAUGUUACAAAAUAGUGAGUAUACUAAGAUACAUCUACUGACACGUAAAAACUUCCAUCCUUAUCAGUUCUCUAGAUUGAUGGAAACAGGAACGAAGAUGGUUUUAGAACAGAUGGUCACUACUUUAGCAUCGGUAGCAGACACAGCCGAGGAAAAGUUCACAAAUUACUAUGACAGAUUUAUGCCAUGUUUGAAAUACAUUGUACAACAUGCAGACAACACCAAUUAUAAAUUAUUGAGAGGGAAGACGAUAGAAUGUAUAAGUUUAAUAGGAUUAGCUGUGGGCAGAGAUAAGUUUAUGCAAGAUUGCAGUGAUGUGAUGCAGUUAUUAUUAAAAACACAAACAGAUAUGAAAGAUCUGGCUGAUGAUGAUCCACAGAUUUCAUACAUGAUUGCAGCCUGGGCUAGAAUGUGUAAAAUUCUUGGAAAAGAUUUCGAGCAGUAUCUUCCAUUAGUAAUGGGUCCGGUUUUACGAGCUGCAUCAUUAAAACCAGAGGUUGCCGUAUUAGACAGUGAAGAUCUCCCAGAGGUAGAAAAUGAUACAGAUUGGCAGUUUGUUACCCUUGGUGAUCAGCAAAGUUUUGGUAUAAAGACAGCAGGCCUCGAGGAGAAGUCCACUGCGUGUCAGAUGUUGGUUUGUUACGCACGUGAAUUAAAGGAAGGUUUCGCCUCAUACACAGAAGAAGUUGUCAAUAUAAUGGUGCCGCUGCUGAAGUUUUUCUUCCAUGACGAGGUUAGAACAUCCGCAGCUGAAAGUUUACCAUACCUCAUAGAAUGUGCGCAGAUCAGGGGAGAUAAAUAUGUGGAGGAAAUGUGGAAAUAUAUCUGUCCUAACCUUCUCAAAGCUAUCGAGCUGGAACCAGAAAUAUCAGUCUUACCAGAACAUAUGGGAUCCCUAGCUAAAUGUAUAGAGAUUCUUGGGAAAGGAUGUUUAAAUACAGAAAUGAUGGCGCAGUUAAUGCAAAUAUUAGAUAAACAAUUAAAAUCACAUUUUGAACGACAAAAUGAACGUCAAGAAAAAAGAAAAGAUGAAGAUUAUGAUGAUGUAACAGAGGAACAACUUAUGGAAGAGGAUGAUGAAGACGUAUAUAUACUUAGUAAAAUCUCAGAUAUAAUUCAUUCAUUAUAUGGAACGUAUAAAGAAGAAUUUGGUCCUAAUUUCGAUACCUUGUUGCCUUAUUUUGUUAAACUUGUCGGUCCAGAAAGACCGUGGCCAGAUAGGCAAUGGGGUCUUUGUAUAUUUGAUGAUGUUUUAGAACAUGAAGGACCGCGUUCGGUGAAAUAUCAGGAGUUUUUCUUACAAAGUUUACUCAACAGUGUCUGUGAUAAACAAGCUGAGGUUAGACAGGCUGCCGUAUAUGGUGUAGGCAUUAUGGCAAUGUUUGGUGGUGAUGCUUAUGCUCACCUUUUCCCAGAAAUUAUGCCACGAUUAUUACAAGUUAUACAAGAUCCAGAGUCAAAGUCGGUGGAGAACCUGAACCCCACAGAGAAUGCAAUAUCAGCUGUUACGAAGAUCUGUAAAUACCACGGUGAUAAAGUAAAUCUGACGGAGUUAAUCCCCUUGUGGUUGUCGUGGUUACCAGUGACGGAGGACGAAGACGAGGCGUGUUAUAUAUACGAUUACCUGUGUGAUCUAAUUGAAAGCAAUAACCCGUUAGUACUGGGGGAAAAUCAUCAAAACUUUCCCAUCUUGGUACAGAUAUUUGCGGAGGCGUUUUAUCGCAGUGUAUUAGAUAAAGAUGCAAAAGUGAAAGAAAGAAUCCUUACACUUAUUAGAACUGGAAUGGCCAACCAAGAGAUAUAUCAGGCUUGUUUAAGUAUCCUUAAUGAAGAACAGAAAACAGCGUUACAAGAUGAACUUUCUAAAUCUGUGACCCCUGUACAACAAUGACGUACAGAGUGAAUUAGGCCACCAAAAA
Molecule: messenger RNA, 3081 nt
Organism: Ruditapes philippinarum (Manila clam)
Lineage: Eukaryota; Metazoa; Mollusca; Bivalvia; Venerida; Veneridae
Product: importin-5-like
Exons: 24
Coding region: 75-3053 (992 amino acids)
Biological process (GO): protein import into nucleus
Cellular component (GO): cytoplasm; nucleus
Molecular function (GO): nuclear import signal receptor activity
Source: RefSeq, a predicted model, not a curated record